CUUGGCAUUUGGAGUGAAAGUGGUACCAAGUCGAAUGUUACUUCCAUGGUUGGUGGAAUGCACGUAAUAAUAAUAAUGAUGAUGUUGUUGUCCAGUGUUGACCCACUAUAAGGUUUAAGUAACUCAUUCGCUGAGAGAGUCGCUUUCUGAAAAAUCCUCUGUCGUCAUUUCAAUCUCCUCGCUCUGCAUUUUACUCCUUCCUUCCGAUCCUCACCUAACACAACACCCUCUUCUCUUCAAUCAAGACCAACUCUGCAGCAGGCACCAUCAUCCCCUGUUCCUCUUCCAGAGCCACCUGAAGCACGAUGGGAGAUGUGGCUAAGGACCUUACAGCUGGGACUUUUGGAGGGGCAGCACAAUUGAUAGUUGGACACCCAUUUGACACAAUCAAGGUCAAGCUCCAAAGCCAGCCUACACCAAUCCCAGGCCAGCUUCCCAGAUAUUCUGGUGCAAUUGAUGCUGUCAAGCAGACACUAGCAGCUGAGGGCCCAAGGGGUUUAUACAAAGGUAUGGGUGCUCCACUUGCUACAGUAGCCGCCUUAAACGCUGUCCUGUUUACGGUUAGGGGGCAAAUGGAGGCAUUGUUCAGGUCCCAUCCCGGUGCUUCCCUCACAGUACAUCAGCAGGUUUUCUGUGGUGCUGGAGCUGGACUUGCUGUUUCCUUUCUAGUUUGCCCCACUGAACUGAUCAAAUGCAGGUUGCAAGCACAGAGUACACUCGCUGGUUCUGGAACAGCUGCAGUGGCAGUGAAAUAUGGAGGGCCCAUGGAUGUGGCCAGGCAUGUUCUGAGGUCAGAAGGGGGUGCAAGAGGUCUUUUCAAGGGUUUGGUUCCCACUAUGGCGCGUGAAGUGCCUGGGAAUGCUGCAAUGUUUGGUGCAUAUGAAGCAUCGAAGCAGUUACUGGCUGGAGGCCCUGAUACCUCUGGACUAGGUAGAGGUUCUCUCAUAGUUGCUGGAGGCUUGGCUGGAGCUUCCUUCUGGUUUUUUGUCUACCCAACUGAUGUUGUAAAGAGUGUGAUUCAAGUAGAUGACUACAAAUAUCCAAAGUUUUCUGGUUCCAUUGAUGCUUUUAGAAGGAUUCUAGCCUCUGAGGGGAUCAAAGGCCUUUAUAAAGGUUUUGGUCCUGCAAUGUUCCGAAGUGUUCCCGCAAAUGCAGCAUGCUUCUUGGCUUACGAAAUGACAAGAUCAGCUCUGGGAUGAUUGUGAUGAUUCUUUCAUCAGCAAGCUGGUAUCAUUGAGUGCCAAUGUUUAUUUUUUGCUUUUUUUUACACUCCCCACAAGAUUUUUAUUUGAUGUAUUGCAAUAUGGCCACAGAGGCUUGUCUCUUAUUGCUUGGAAUCAUUACUUCAGCAAGCAACUUCUGAUUUCAAAUUUGUGUAUUCACCUCAUACUAUGACACUGGGAUUUUUCUUCACUAGAUUUUUCCCAAGGUGUUUUCCUAGUAGGUUUUAAUGAGACAUCUUAAAAGUUUAGCUUUCA
Molecule: messenger RNA, 1478 nt
Organism: Lotus japonicus
Lineage: Eukaryota; Viridiplantae; Streptophyta; Magnoliopsida; Fabales; Fabaceae
Product: mitochondrial carnitine/acylcarnitine carrier-like protein
Exons: 3
Coding region: 306-1199 (297 amino acids)
Biological process (GO): mitochondrial L-ornithine transmembrane transport
Molecular function (GO): L-ornithine transmembrane transporter activity
Source: RefSeq, a predicted model, not a curated record